Humulus lupulus (European hop) is the source of this 1369-nucleotide messenger RNA. RefSeq lists its product as uncharacterized. The record is from RefSeq and is a predicted model, not a curated record. The transcript has 4 exons. NCBI's taxonomy places the organism in Eukaryota, Viridiplantae, Streptophyta, Magnoliopsida, Rosales, Cannabaceae. The coding region runs from base 581 to 1150 and encodes 189 amino acids.
AUGCUUGGAAUUUAGGGGGGUCGGCCACAGCCUCAGCUCCACACCCUCGUGAAGCCAAUAAAAAACCCUUUCUUUAAUUAGGCAUGGCUUCCGAUUAGAUACAUCAUCAACCACCACCAUACCACACCCAAAAAAGCAGAGCCCAGAACAGAACGACCCCUUUAUUUUUCAUUUUUAUUUUACUUUUCAGCUAAAAAAAAAGCUAAACAAAGACCCUGUCUUUGUUCAAUACUGUUCCCUCUGCACACUAUAAAUCUAGUAAAAAAAUCUUAAAUUCCCUCUCACAUAUCUCUCUCUAUCUCUCUCUCUCUUCUUCGAGGAAUAUCCAGAGAGCUAUAUAGCUAGCUAGCUAGUUAGCUAAACUUUUCACCUUUUUGCACCCUCUUCUCGAAAAAACACAUUUACAUAGUUUUCUCUCGUUGCCAAGCUUGCCCCAUAAUUCACGCCCUCCCAAAUCAAAUCAAAAGUUCCAUUAGAAGUUUCCCAAGCUUUCUCCUUUACCUAUAUACACAAAAGUUACAGCACCCCUUUUCAUAUCUUCUUCACUUUUGUGUUUGGCAUUUUUCUAGCUCAGAGCAAAAUGGACACAACCCAUCAUGAUUAUAUAAGAAAGAGUGGGCAAAUACCAGCAUUUGGGGACUGGGAUUAUGCAAACGAGUUACCAAUAACUCAGUACUUCGAGUGUGCCAGACAAGCUGGUUUGAUUCGGUAUAGUUCUUCUUCUGGUGACAGUGAUCCAGUACACGCUCGUGCACCUCAUGACUUGUACGCCGUCGUCGACCAUUAUCCCCAGAAGCCUUCUCGCACAGCUACUGCUCAAACUCACCAACCUCGAAAGGGAAGAGGAAUUAGAGAAAAGCGAUUCACCCAUGUUAAGGAGCAGAAAAAGCAACAAUCUAAGGUAUGUGACGUGACUGAUCAGCCACGAAAGCCUUCUUCAAAGUCUCAUAAUAAUGGUCACCACCACCACUACAAAGCUACCGACGACCAGGGCCACCUAAACGACGCCGUUCAACGCCGUCCAGCAAAGCUUCCAAAGCCAGUUGAUGAAGAUCUAUACAAGAUCCCUCCUGAGCUUCUCUACUCGUCCAAGAGGAAGAGAAGGCUUGGAAUAUUUUCAAGAUGCUUGGUACCUGCCUGCCAUUCAUGAAAUCAAAUUACCUAUAAGAGGAAAAUGUAUUAGUGCUCAUCUUUGCCAACUUUUGUUCCCAUUAGGGAUUUUUUAAGUAUAGGAAAUUAAUUAUAUGUUAAUGGCAUUUUGACAAUUUCUUUUUAUACCUAUCUGUUUAAAGAAGGGUGUAUGUAAUUAAGUGUUUUAUUAUAUUAUGAGUUCAUGUUUUAUAAAAUUAGCUUUUGAUAUUAUCAUUUU